AUGGUUGUCGAUACCAGAAUACUGACCGAUCGACCGUUGCAACUAGUGCAAGCCAACCAGAAGGAUGAUCAGAUUGAGGCUUUUUUGUCUGGCAAGAUUGUUGAGGUGGUGAAGAAUAUUAAGGGACAACUAUUCGCUAAUACGCAUUCAUUGGAGAUUUCAAUUGCCGUUAAGUUGAUAUAUUUGUGUUUUACGACGCUGAAGGGAGCUAGAACAUUGGGAGAGGAGUAUGUGGAUUUGAUCUACGUGAAUCGAAAUGGUACGAUGCUGGUGCAGCGUUACAAGAAGCUGCUGUUCAUCGCUUCCUACUGUCUGGGACCUUAUCUGAUCUCGAAAACGCUAAGACGAUACACCAGAGGCAGCGAAGAUGGCUCCCCGAAGACUGCGUACUCUGUUAAGAACAUCUUGAAUGCGUUAGUGAACGUACAUUUGAUUUUGUUUUAUUUCACAGGCGCGUACCACGAUAUAUCCAAGAGAUUGUUCGGACUUAAAUACGCCUUGGGCCAUAAGGUUGACGAUAGUGAGGCAAAGUUUCGAAAAGCUAGCUCCAGUAAUUACAGGUUCCUGGGUUACAUCUUGCUAUUGCAAGGCGCUGGUAAGUGGAUUCCGUUGAUGACUCGGCAGCUAGGCUCUUUAACGAGGCGAAAAGAAAGUAAUGACAGCGAAUGCAAAGAAAUGCCAACGGACAGCGAUAUUAUUACCAACGUACCUUCGGAGACUCAAAUCAUUCAUGUCGAUCUGUCAGACGAGUCCCAGCUGCCGUACAUCCCCAAAGCGUCCAGAACAUGCAUAUUAUGUUUGAGUGUCAUGAUGGAUCCCAGCUGUGCUCCGUGUGGUCACAUUUUCUGCUGGACUUGCAUUCUUAACUGGACCAGAGAAAGACCUGAGUGCCCUCUAUGCCGGCAGAAUUGUAAGACGCAGCAGGUGCUGUUGCUAAGGUAG
Molecule: messenger RNA, 942 nt
Organism: Torulaspora globosa
Lineage: Eukaryota; Fungi; Ascomycota; Saccharomycetes; Saccharomycetales; Saccharomycetaceae
Gene: PEX10
Product: ubiquitin-protein ligase peroxin 10
Exons: 1
Coding region: 1-942 (313 amino acids)
Biological process (GO): protein import into peroxisome matrix
Cellular component (GO): peroxisomal membrane
Molecular function (GO): zinc ion binding
Source: RefSeq, a predicted model, not a curated record